Messenger RNA from Ochotona princeps (American pika), 2389 nucleotides. It is a transcript of the gene LCA5, whose product is annotated as lebercilin LCA5. The transcript is spliced from 9 exons. Gene Ontology annotation, biological process: intraciliary transport. Gene Ontology annotation, cellular component: axoneme. The coding region runs from base 271 to 2370 and encodes 699 amino acids. The record is from RefSeq and is a predicted model, not a curated record. Lineage: Eukaryota; Metazoa; Chordata; Mammalia; Lagomorpha; Ochotonidae.
AUGUAGCACCUCUGUGUCUCCAGUCUCUGCCGUUAAGACAGCCAUUAUCAGUUACAGCCCGUUGACUUUGGGCCAGAACAAGAGCAGGACUUGAUACCAAGGUGCUGCCUUUCUGCAUUCUAAGGAGUCAUCUCUUUAUUGGACAGUGAUUGGUCCUUGGAAAUACAGAUGACCUGGGUCUUACCUGCACUGUCUCUACUGGCAAACCAUCUCUGGAGCAGUUGUCCACAGGAAUCUGUGAUGUGUGAAUAGAGACCAUUUUUGAAAAGAAUGGAGGAAAAAGCAGAAAGUCCUGAUACUGAUCAAGAAACAAAGGCAGGCAAACACCAUUACUCUUAUUAUUCAUCUGAAUUUGGAACUACACCACAGUCUUCUGGCAGGUCAUCACCAGUUAGUGUUUCUUCACCGGCAAGUAUUAGGGAGGAAAGUCUUAAAAAACAAAUUUCAAAUAGCCAAGUGCAUCAGCAAGCCUGUAUAAAACCAAGCCCUAAGGGUCUACCAAACAGAAAGGGAGCGCGAGUCGGAUUUCGCUCCCAAAGCCUCAACAGAGAGCCAGUUCGGAAAGAUCCUGACCUUGUUACAAAACGGGUGCUUUCUGCCAGACUGCUAAAAAUCAAUGAGUUACAGAAUGAAGUAACUGAACUUCAGGUCAGGUUGGCCGAGCUGCUGAAAGAAAACAAGACUUUGAAAAGGCUUCAGUAUAGACAAGAGAAAGCCCUGAAUAAGUUUGAAGAUACAGAAAAUCAAAUCUCACAGCUUAUUAUUCGUCAUAACAAUGAGAUUACAUCAUUGAAAGAACGCUUGAGAAAGUCUCAGGAGAAAGAGCGAGCAACUGAGAAAAGAGUGAAAGAUACAGAAGGUGAGCUAGUUAGGACAAAAUUUUCGUUAGAGAAACUGAAAAAGAUCUCUGAAGCUAGACACCUACCUGAACGAGAUGAUUUGGCAAAGAAACUAGUUUCGGCAGAGUUAAAGUUAGAUGACACCGAGAGAAGAAUUAAGGAACUAUCAAAAAACCUUGAGCUAAGUACUAACAGUUUCCAGCGACAGUUGCUUGCUGAAAGGAAAAGGGCGUAUGAAGCUCAUGAUGAAAAUAAAGUUCUUCAAAAGGAAGUACAACGACUCUAUCACAAAUUGAAGGAAAAAGAGAGAGAAUUGGAUAUAAAAAAUAUAUAUUCUAAUCGUCUGCCAAAGUCCUCUCCAAAGAAAGAAAAAGAACUUGCAUCAAGAAAAAAUGCUGCCUGCCAGAGCGAUUUUGCAGAUCUGUGUACAAAAGGAGUACAAACCAUUGAGGACUUUGAGCUGGAAGAAUUUUCUAUAACCCCCCAAACAAUUAUGUGUUAUGAAAAUAAAUGGGAGGAUCCUGAACACCUUCCUUUGGACCUUGCAUCUCAAAAGGAAGAUGAGCAUGAAGAAGUAGCACUUUUAAACCCAACUGUGGAAAAAGAAGAAAAAUUCCUUAAAGAUCAAGGAUCCUAUAUUGUAAAACAGGAGGCUGAGAAGCUGAAGAAUGAAUGGGACAGAGAAGAACUUGAUAAAAGUCAAAAAGCAAUGACAUCUCUGUUGGAGAGGAAAGAAGCACCAGAGUUGGAACCUGGAGGGUACCAAAUGGAAAUGUACCAGGUUCAGAACAUUGAUACACUGGAAGAAGAGGAAGAAGAAAGACUGAAGAGAGAAAUGCUACUGGCUAAACUGAAUGAAAUCAACAAAGAACUCCAAGAUUCUAGGAAUCUGAAAAGUCCUUCUCUGCCAUUGCUACCUGAUUUAAAAUCAAAACUGUACUCUCCAGAGAGAGGCUCCAGACCAUCCGUGUUCUCUGAAUCCUCAGAGAGAUUUUUUAAUGGACAUCAUUUGCAAGAUAAUAGUUUUUUUACUCCAAAAGCAGAGGGUCGGAAUCCAGGAAAUGCUAGAAGCCCAGUCUCUCCACAGGGGUUUGCAUUUGGUAGCUAUGUGCCUUCGUUUGCCAAAACACCAGGGAAGUCAAAUCCAUUUGGCCCAAAGAGUAACCUUUUGGAUUUCCAAAGAAACAGUAUGGAAACCCCUAGUAAAGACAAUAUAGAUUUCAUUACAAGAAAAGAGAAGAAAGCUAGUCUGAUGGAACAGCUCUUUGGUGCAAGUGGCAGCAGUACCCUUUCCUCUAAAAGCAGUGACCUGAAUUCUCUAGCCGCCAGCAAAGGAGACUUUGACCCUUCGAGUUUCCUCCCUGGAGAGAAAAGCAGCAGAGUGAGAGAAUAUGAUGAAGAUGAAGACUUUUUCUUCAGUGAAGGGAAAAAUUUGAAUCCAAAUAGACACCGAUUAAAACAUACAAACAAACCAGCAGUAAAAGCAGUUGAUUCUAUAGAAGAUGAAAUUGAAGAAGUGGCACUGAGAUGACUGACUAGAGUAUACAUUU